UCCUAGUGGCUGACUGUUCUGGGCCGCAUCACACGCCCGCCUCCCGUCUCACUCACCGCCGCUUUGAGCGCCCACAAUAUCAGCCUUGCGGCUAUGACAAUGUCCACUCUUUUCGUUGAGGCUGAGCCUCACCGGAUUCCUAGGCGCGAAGAAGAAGCCCAUAUCAGAAACGGUGAAGUGACGCCGACCCCGUCUAACGUACCCGAUGCCACCUAUCUCGAAUAUGUAGGCGCCCACUUCCCUCCGGGGUCCAGAAAGGGGUCCUUCCCAAUCUAUCCGAACGUCGUCGAUGUCAGUGAGGAUGAGGCUACCACGGCGCAGUCUGACGCCACUGCGCCUAGCACCUAUGAACUGCCGCACAGCCACGCUGGAAGACUCUGGCAUACUUCAUCAUCAGCACUCGCGCGCGAUCCACUACGUGACCACGCCUACAUCUCGAAAGCUGGCUUCACUGAGCUCCAACGCCAACGCUCCAACAAGGCUCGGCAUCGUAACGGAUCCAGCGUCUUCCAUCAGGGCACCCGUCCACCUCCAUCCGCCUCUUGCUUCGAUCACAUCAACCUACAACAACAUAGACUGACGAAGAGCAGCUCGAUCCGAUCGUUCGCGAGGAAGCACGCUGACCCAAACACACGAGACGUGCCUGAGUACGAUCUCAGGCCACAGCGAAGACAAUGGCCCUCCGGCGCCACCUCACGGCUAUACUUCAUACUCAGAAGCUUUGGCGGCUUUCCCGGAGAGCCACACUCCCUCACUGUGCUCUGCGGUGACGGACGAGGAAGGACCGUACGGGGAAGGCGUGGGCCCUUCUCCACCUCACCCCUAUUCGACGUGGGACCAAUAUGAGAGCCAACAUCAAUCUGAGGAUGCGCAGACAAGCGAUAAUGUGUGGCAGUGGGAAUACCGUUCCUGAAAGACCCUGAAUCCUCCAAGGGAUCCUGAGAGCAGUCGCAGGUCGACAUGUUCUAAAAUGGCGAGUAGCAAUCCCUCGGCCUCCUCUUCUUCUUUUAUUGCGUGCUGGCUUCAGAGACAAUCAAUUUUUCCACUUCGGG
Molecule: messenger RNA, 1052 nt
Organism: Boeremia exigua
Lineage: Eukaryota; Fungi; Ascomycota; Dothideomycetes; Pleosporales; Didymellaceae
Exons: 2
Coding region: 94-846 (250 amino acids)
Source: RefSeq, a predicted model, not a curated record